Pimephales promelas (fathead minnow) is the source of this 1139-nucleotide messenger RNA. Lineage: Eukaryota; Metazoa; Chordata; Actinopteri; Cypriniformes; Leuciscidae. The record is from RefSeq and is a predicted model, not a curated record.
CAUAGUCUCUCAUGUGAAGCGCUUCAAAUACAGCUGCGCAAAUUCUGGAGGAGGUUUAUCUUCAGUCGAUCUUCAGCACUGAAUCAUGAAUAACAUCACAGUAACAUGUGGAGACAUUCAUACCUCUCUGGGGUUCCUGUAUGUGGUUUCAUUUGCUGUCGUCAGUCAAUCUCUCGAUGACUGUGAGCAGAGCUGGUUCUCAGAGUAUGGACUUAAGAUCGCUGAUCCAUCCGUUCCUGAAACACUGAUUGAUCCUGUUAUUUCGGUCUCAACGGAUCGUCUCGUCACGUCUCGCUGUGUGAAUCUGAAUCAUGAGAUCAUCUGUGAUUCUGCGAAAUCUCUUCAUUAUAGUCAUGUGAGCAUGUUCAGAGUGAGGAAUGAAACUGCAGCGACUCCAGACGUUCCGAAUGAAGUGACCCCGUCUCUCCUGCUCUCAGAGUAUUGGUGGCUGUUCAUCAUCAUCUUCAUCAUCCUUUUCAUCGGUUUUAUGCUGUGUAAAAGGACCUUCAGAUGUUUUCCAAAGGUAGCACAGUCUGUCUGUCAGCGCAAUGAUUCAGAGAACGGGGAUCUUGAAUCUGGUGACCAAACAAAGGUCAGAUCUGAUGCUCCUGAUUCACUGAAUCUGAUCAGUUCAGCGGUUCAGUGUCCAGAGGAUGAUCAUGAUUCUCGGGUCAUUUUGUUAUUGACUCAAACCCGGGGCUGAAGUGUUUCUGUCAUCUACAUUUGUUACUGUAUAAAUCACGAACUCACGAAUACCAGGCAUUUUCGGUCCAGAACUUGCUUUCUGCACUAAAUUGUAAAGAAUUGAUGCCAGGUUCUUCAUUGUUAUUGUUUAAAAUAUGAAAAAAUAUGAAAAUAUGAAAAAUGAAAAAAAUUAGAUGUAGAUGUAGUAGUAGAAAGUAGAUUGUGCCAAAUCUCCAUUCAAAUUAAUGAAGUGAAACAGCUUAGUCUUUUAUUCACUUUUUUAAAUGCUUUAUUUAGUGACAAAUCAACCAACAUACAGAAAACCAACAGCAAAAAAAUCUAUAAUAUAUCCUGUGUUACAUCCUGUUUACAGAUUUUGUUAUAUGUGCAAACGAAUUACAUUUUGGGAAAGGAUUGCAAAGCAGUUUGCGUGCAAGUAUGGAAUAGAGAUCAGC